UAUUAUUAUAUUUUCAGCUGCUUUCAGCCAAAAGAAAAUGACGUUUCAGUAGUUUCUGCCAAAUAUUUCAGCGUUUCAGUUCUUUCAACUAAAUUUCUGUGACAAUAUUGCAAUGCUUAUGAUUUUUCUUCAUCAUAAUGGCGCUAGGUUUCCAAGUAGCCGCUGGUAAACAGAGAGUUGGUACCGAAACACCUAUUAUAGGAGUACUAUCUCAGGAAACCUAUAUAAUAUCCUCUUAUUUUCCUAAUGAGACGUACGAUAGUUAUAUUGCCGCUUCCUAUGUCAAGCAUUUGGAGAGUGGAGGAGCCAGAGUAGUACCAGUAUGGAUUGGCCAGAAUGAAGACUAUUACAGACGAGUAGUGAACUACACAAAUGGACUGCUUUUUCCUGGUGGUGGAACUUAUUUCAAUGAAACUGGUGGUUAUGGUGAAGCAGCCACCCAUCUCUACAACAUAGCCUUAGAAUACAACGAUAAUGGGAUAUAUUAUCCAAUAUGGGGUUCAUGUCUGGGGCUACAAGCCCUCAUGUACGCCGCCCUGAACGGUACAAAAGACAUAAGGGUUGAUUGCUCAUUGAAAAAUAUAGCAGUACCUUUAGAAUUCUCUGAUGGCUACCAAAGCAGCAAAUUGUUCUCUCUAGUACCUAAGGACGUUAUUCAGACGCUGAAAUCGAAAAACUGCACGUAUAAUCAGCACAGGUACUGUCUAACUAAGGCGGUACUCAAAGAGAACGACUUGCUCAACGAUUGGAACAUCUUGGCUACGAAUAAAGAUGACAAUGGAUUAGAGUUCAUAAGCGCGAUGGAACAUCGCAAAUAUCCUGUUUAUGGCGUCCAGUUUCAUCCGGAGAAGAACCAGUUCGAGUUCAAGAAGGGUAAGGGCUUCCCCCACUCGUUUGACAGUAUAAAAACCGCGCAGUAUUUUGCGAAUUUCUUCGUAAAUGAGUGUAAGAAGAACGCCAAUGGAUUCAGCGACGAAUCAGUAGAAUCCGAAUCCCUGAUCUACAACUUCAACCCGAAAUACACGGGCUUGAAGAGCGCCUACUACGAACAGCUCUACGUGUUCCUGAAGGAAGAUUUCAGGAAGCAUCAGUUGCUGUGACAUUAGACUGUAUUUUAUUUUGUAUUGCUUGGUCAAAAAGUGUAAUGAAUCUUUUUGAUCACACUGUAACUUAUGUACGUGAUAUUGCUGUGCUUUGUUGAUAUACUCAUACAAUUAUG
Molecule: messenger RNA, 1219 nt
Organism: Sitophilus oryzae (rice weevil)
Lineage: Eukaryota; Metazoa; Arthropoda; Insecta; Coleoptera; Curculionidae
Product: gamma-glutamyl hydrolase A-like
Exons: 8
Coding region: 138-1100 (320 amino acids)
Biological process (GO): tetrahydrofolylpolyglutamate metabolic process
Cellular component (GO): vacuole
Molecular function (GO): gamma-glutamyl-peptidase activity
Source: RefSeq, a predicted model, not a curated record